GGCACUGAAGCGUCCUAUAGCUAAAUCCAUCACUGGCAUUGUAACCUGAGCCCACUCUGGCCCCUGGUGCCCCAUGAUCAAGUGUCCCUGUUUGUUUUGACAUCCUGUGUGGGGCCUGAGAGAUCCAGAUUUCAAAGCAAGAAUUUUUUCUAGCAGCCACUGAAGGCCAGGCCCCUGCCAGCUCCUGGGCUCCCAUGUUAGCAUUUCCAGUUAAUUAAGAAAACAAACCCCAAACUCUGACAGAGAUGGUUCUGCAGAUCUGGACAGAAAAGUUCAUAUUUGCAUGCAAGAGAGCUGUCUGGUGCUUGCGUGGAGUGCAAGCUGAAAGACAGCACGUGUGAGACAGGGACGAUGUGCUGGUGCCUUCUCAACAGAGAGAUGGUGCUGGGGAAAUCACAUGGUUGGGGUCCAGUUCCAGGCUAGAUCAGAACAGUUUCUGCUCUUUCUGCCUCUUCCAUAAUGUGUUUGGAAUGGAUGAAGGCCAUGGAGAAAGGCCAUCUGGGGGACAAUGGUAGAGGAGAGACAAAAGAGACUCUCCUUGGGACUUGUUAGCCUUUUCCACAACCAGAUUAUCCCAGUCUGGCUACUAGAGAAGAGUGAUAAGAGGUGAGCUGGGGGUGGCUUUGGGGGUCCCCAGUAACUGACCUGCUACCUGCCAAGGAGGAGCCCUGCUCAGGGAUGCUGCUUGUCUAUGCAGAGUUUUGGUGUGAACUUAAAAAGAAUUUCCAUUCCUUGAAUGAAGUAUUGUUAACCAUGCUAAGGGAGAAGUAGCCCAGCUUUGUCUGGGGGUGGGGCACUGUCCUCAGCCUGGAUAUGCCUUCAAGGCGUGCCUACCCUCUCACCUGGUCACACACUCUUCAUGGUGCCAGGGAGAUGCUGACACCUGAUGAACAUAUGCGUCAUCAGGUGGUGUAAUUGUGCUCUGGGGGCUGCAAGAGCACAGGUAGGACCGGCCCCCUGCACCCACUAUCUGUGUGGAAGGUUCAGCCUAUGCAUCCUUUCCCACUCAGGUAUGUGACCUGGAGGACAAGGUAGAGCCAAACAUCCCGUUGGAUGUGGGAUUCACUUGCACAUGCUGUGAUCCCAGUGCCUCUUGACCAGUAUGGGGUAGAAGAGAAACCUGUCCUGCUGUGUCACUGCCAAAUGGCCCAGGGAAAAUUAUUUUGCUUUUGUGAACCUCCAGCUUCUAAUGGAAAAGGGAACUGAUGCCCAUCUUUUGUGUGUCCUGAAGGUUGGUAAGUAUUAGAUAAGGCAUGUAUCAUGCCUGGCUCAGUGAGCCAGGCCUCCUUCUCUAUCAGAAAUUUGUCUUGGUUCAGCUGCUGCCUGCUGGUUUGGAAUCUGGCCAUCCAAAAGCAUGAUGGAGAAAAAUAACAAACUCAUGAUUGAUGUCUGCUCCAAGUGGGGAGGAGAGGCCUGGCAAGGAAGUGGUUAUAUGGUCAAUGCUUGGUAUAUGGUAUGACUAGUCUAACUGACAGUUGGCACAGGUUAUUUCUUUGACUUUUGAGAACUUUCUCCCUGCCCCAGGGAAUCUCAGGACUUCCUGUCUUCUGUAAGUCAGUGUUUCAUCACUCACAGGGCCAGCUGCUGGGGCCACUUGAGAAAAGCAAGGCUUUCAAAAGAUUGCGAUGAGGACCUAGGGCACCUGCCUGCUGACCACCCCAGCCUACGGUGACCAUGGCCCCCCGCAAGAGGAGCCGCCAUGGCCUGGGAUUCCUUUGCUGCUUUGGGGGCAGUGACCUCCCUGAGAUUGACCUCCGGGACAACCACCCGCUGCAGUACAUGGAGUUCUCCAGCCCCAUCCCAAACCCAGAAGAGCUCAACGUCUGCUUCGCAGAGCUGGUGGAUGAAUUGGAUCUCACCGAUAAAAACCGGGAGGCUGUUUUUGCACUGCCACCUGAGAAGAAAUGGCAGAUCUACUGCAGCAAGAAGAAGGAACAGGAGGACCCCAACAAGCUGGCAACCAGCUGGCCUGACUAUUACAUUGACCGGAUCAAUUCCAUGGCUGCCAUGCAGAGUCUGUAUGCAUUUGAUGAGGAGGAAACAGAGAUGAGGAACCAAGUUGUGGAAGACCUAAAGACGGCUCUCAGGACUCAGCCAAUGAGGUGAGUUGGCCUGUUUCUCCCUUCCCUCACUUCUUUCCAUGCUUAUACCCACUGACUUCCUCAACUCCACUCCCAGAAUUUUGUGGAGUCCAUAUCACCCACUUUACAUCUCAACUCACACUU
This is a messenger RNA of Castor canadensis (American beaver), 2225 nucleotides long. The record is from RefSeq and is a predicted model, not a curated record. Lineage: Eukaryota; Metazoa; Chordata; Mammalia; Rodentia; Castoridae.